CCCGGCAGGCGGCGCUUCCCGGGCGCAAUGGGGCCGCUCCUGGGGCAGGUGGUGGCGAGGCCCCGAGCGGUUCCUCUAGAGGCGCUCCCCCCAGAGGCGUCCCCCGGGGAGAGGAUCGGGGGCCGGGAGCAGAGCCCAUGAGCAGCUCGGUGGCGGGGCCCGACUGCUGCGGAGGCCUGGGCAACAUCGACUUCGGGCAGGCAGACCUCUGCGUGAUGACCCGCCUGCUGGGCUACGUGGACCCCUCGGAGCCCUGCUUUGUGGCCGCCGUCCUCGCCAUCGUUUUCAACCCACUCUUCUGGAAUGUGGUGGCGAGAUGGGAGCAGAGGACCCGGAAGCUGAGCAGAGCCCUGGGCUCCCCCCACGUGGCCUGCUACGCGCUGGGCGGGGUCAUCCUGGCCCUGAACGCCCUGCGCUCACACUGGUUCACUCAGGCCAUGCGGAACCAGCCCCGGAUGGACAGCCUGGACACCCCCACGGCCUACCAGGCCGGCCUCGUGCUGCUGGGCGCCGGCAGUGUGCUGGUGCUGUCCAGCUUCUCUGCCCUGGGCUUCACCGGGACCUUCCUGGGUGAUUACUUCGGGAUCCUCAAGGAGGCCAGAGUGACCACGUUCCCGUUUAACAUCCUGGACAACCCCAUGUACUGGGGCAGCACAGCCAACUACCUGGGCUGGGCCGUCAUGCACGCCAGCCCCGCCGGCCUGCUGCUGACUGGGGUGGUGGCCAUCGUCUACACGGCAGCCACCCUGUACGAGGAGCCUUUCACUGCUGAGAUCUACCGGCAGAAAGCCUCCCAGUCCCGCAAGAGCCACUGACGGGCUGCCCGGCAUCUUACCUCCCUCCGGCCUCCCCGGGGCUACGUCGAGACAGCGAACGUGCCCGCUGCUGCUCAUGCCCGCUGGCGUGGGCCCCUCCAGUGCCUUGGAAACCGCUGCCGUGGGACCUCGGACCUGCUACCAUGUGGCCACUGAGCCCUUCCUACUGCCCACCGUGUCUAACUCCCCAAUAAAGGCCCCUGACCCCA
Molecule: messenger RNA, 1024 nt
Organism: Myotis myotis
Lineage: Eukaryota; Metazoa; Chordata; Mammalia; Chiroptera; Vespertilionidae
Gene: PEMT
Product: phosphatidylethanolamine N-methyltransferase
Exons: 7
Coding region: 138-815 (225 amino acids)
Biological process (GO): phosphatidylcholine biosynthetic process
Molecular function (GO): phosphatidylethanolamine N-methyltransferase activity
Source: RefSeq, a predicted model, not a curated record